Oppiella nova is the source of this 2116-nucleotide messenger RNA. Lineage: Eukaryota; Metazoa; Arthropoda; Arachnida; Sarcoptiformes; Oppiidae. The record is from the annotation of a GenBank genome assembly.
UGUGGCGCCCAUAGCCUGCCAGCCCUCCCGACCCUCCCGUGUGUGCAAAACCCCCCAAAAGGGCGUCAACUGGCAAGUGAUCACAUUUAGUGAAUCCGUGGACAGUGUAGUCAUUGGUGACAAACAGUGUCUUCAACACCGCUUUCCCUCAAGUCUUUGUUAGCGUUUGAGUGGACUCUUGAGCGCAUGUCUUGAUCUUCACAUCAGUUUAUCUCGAAAUGUCUUCAUUUUGCGACAAUUGGUCCACAAAUUGCACAAUCAAUACAUCGUGUCAUUGAUUGCUUGGUGUCUAUAGUGGCAGACAUUCACACAAAACAGUAUUUGCAUUGAAAUUAAACGCUAAUCACAAGAAUCACUCAAACUUUGGUCCGAAAUGUCUGUCGCUUUCAUCCCUCAGCAGAAGAGUCGACCGAAUCUGAAUCCCCAACAGAUCCAAAAGAUGUUGGAUGAAAACACACAUUUGAUUCAAUGCAUAGUCGACUACCAGAACAAAGGCAAAGGACAGGAAUGUCUUCAAUAUCAACAACAACUGCACCGAAAUCUCGUAUACUUGGCGUCAAUCGCCGAAACCAAUCCCAAUAUAUCGGCAUUACUUCCGCCGCCGCAGAGCUUCACUCCGACCACGAACUCGAUGAACAACCGGUCGGUCUCUCCAUCGAUGUCUCAGUCGAUGGCAUCGAUGAACUCGAGCGCCAACCAAAUGCAGAUGCAGUCGCAUAACCAGGCGAUGCAUCUUCAGCAGCAACAACAGCAACAGUCUUCACAAUCGGCACAACCGCCGAUUGGCGGCCAAUCAGGUGGUGGUCAACACCAGACACAACACCCGUCGUCGCAACAGACGUCUCCCUCAAUAACUCCCCCCUCGAUGGCAGCCGACAGUCGUAUAACUUCUCCGAACGGAUCCAAUAGUUCCCAAAACGACAACUUCAUAGACGCUCCGCAACGGCCUCCGUCUCAGUCCCAGACACAGCCUAUGCCUCAAUCACAGCCCCCAUCAUCACAGGCGCCGCCGCCACUCCAACAAUCGGGAGGACAACCGCCACAACAGUCACCGUCGCAUCCAAUGCCACAGAACUCCUCACAACCACAACAACCGCAACAAAUGCCGCCACAGACUGCUUACUCGCGAUCAAUGGGUGCCUCACAAGCUAUGCCACCCGUGGGACCCCCACCGCCCACCUCUUCCCAAAGCCAGUACGGAAUGAUGCCUCCGCCCCCACCCCCUCCACCCGUCUCACAAUAUGGCCCCCAAUCACAGCAACCAAAUGCUUAUAGCUAUGGCUCGCAUUCACAACAGUUUAAUCAAAACUAUUCACAGCAACCGACCGCUCCCUAUCAGUAUAACUAUCCCCCGGGUAACGGACCCCCAGGCCCUCCACAGGCUGGUGCUAACAGUGGUUAUCCACCGCCACCCCCUUCCAACCAAUACCAAGGCUAUCAAGGAUACGGCCCUUCAGGACAGUCAGGACCGGCGCCACCACAACAGCCGCCCCAACAGUGGUACUCACAAUCAGCUCCAAUGCCGGCUCAGACCCAACCCUAUUCGGCACCGGCUCCCACUCACGCCUCCCACACGACACACAGCGCUGGUCCUCCACAGGGACCCCCACCACCCCCUCAGACUUAUGCCGGUUAUUCGAAUCCGAGUUACAAUCAAAGCUCCCAAUACUCGCAACCAAAUUAUGGCAACACUUAUGGUCCGCCUUCAGGACCACCGCAGCCACAGAACGGCGGUUAUGGAACCAUACCUAAUGCCGGUCCUCCGCCCCCACAACAGAGACCCAACUAUAGCCAACAGCCCUACGGACACUACCCUCAACGCCCACAACAAAUGGGCGGUUAUGCCGGUUAUGAUCAGUCGAAUCAAGGAUAUGGCGGUUAUCCACCGCAACCCCAAUAAAGUUCUAAAACUAUUUAUUUCUAUAAUAUUAUGACUUUUUUUGUAUUUAAUUUGUUUAUAAAUUAUCUAAAAAUGUACUUAUUUUCAGUAAUAUUUUAUGUAUUUUUGGUUAUUUUGGUUAAUAGUUAUGUGAUAAUCGGUUUACAGUCUCGUCUUUACGUAACCAAUCAUUUCUUGAGAUUAAUGUAAUCAAUGUUUGCAUUUAAUUCUUUGGAG